Molecule: messenger RNA, 708 nt
Organism: Aspergillus campestris IBT 28561
Lineage: Eukaryota; Fungi; Ascomycota; Eurotiomycetes; Eurotiales; Aspergillaceae
Exons: 1
Coding region: 1-708 (235 amino acids)
Cellular component (GO): mitochondrion
Source: RefSeq, a predicted model, not a curated record
AUGCAGCACUUAGUCGAGGAUAAGCGUGUCCAGGGCUCCGCUAGUCCCACUCUACUUCAUCCUGAUUUUCACAGAAGAAAUAUCUACGUCUCUGCGGAAGAUCCGACUGUCAUUACUGGUGUUAUUGACUGGCAAUGGGCAAGCAUUGAGCCUGCGUUCAUAUACGCAAACAAGCCACCCGAUUUUGCGGAUCAACCUGAAGAAACAGUGGAGACCAUAUUAGACCUAGACGGGCAGGAAGUUCCCGGCCGUAGCAAGAAGGAGCUCAAGGAUGCGUCCAUCCGUUGUCAAACAUACGACGUGUACAUGAAGGCCUAUGCCCCCAAAGUACAACCCGCGAGGUCGCUCGACCCAGCAUUAUUUCAGCUUUUUCACUGCUGUCACACGUCAUGGCGAGACAGCGCUACUGCUAUCCGACACGCGUUGGUGGAACUCUUUGCUUGCUGGACGGAGUUAGGGUUGCUGGGAUCAUGCCCGUAUUCUCCCACCGACGACGAAUUGGAGCGGCACAUUCGCGAUUAUGAUGAUUUUAAGGCGGUCCAACAACUGAAGCAGUGGCUGAAGGUUUCGCUCAAUACUGACUCUGACGGCUGGAUCCCGAAUGAGCGGUGGGAUGCUGCAAAAGAUUUUCAUCGCGCGCAGUACGAUAUAUUCAUUCAAACGGCCAAACGGCCAAGGAAAUGGAAGCGCGCGGCGAAGAUGACAUGA